CUGAAUCCAUUCCCUCAUUCAUGUAGUUAUCUUUAUGGAAUAAUGUAAUAUAAUCAUCUUUUUUAUGAAGGAAGUUAUAAGGCGUGGUCUUCAAGUGGCUGUGGCUGGGAUUCCGAAAACAAUUGAUAAUGAUAUUGCUGUGAUAGACAAAUCUUUUGGAUUUGAAACUGCUGUGGAAGAAGCCCAGAGAGCCAUUGAUGCUGCUCAUGUGGAGGUUGAAAGUGUCGAGAACGGAGUUGGAAUUGUGAAGCUGAUGGGAAGAUACAGUGAAAAUGGGAGCUUUUAUCUAUGAGUGAAAUGUUGUUAUUAGAACUUUACAAGGUUCCAUAUGCAGGUUUCAUUGCAAUGUAUGCAACACAAGCAAGUCGAGAUGUGGUAAGACAUUUAUCUAAUGUCAGCACUUAUCAGUGAUGGUCACAUUUGAACUGAUUCUUUUGGUAGUGUAAAAUUUCUAUUUCAUUAUUGUUUCUUUUUGUCAUGCUAGAAAUUAGUGUGAUACAUAAACUUUAAGACUAAAUAAAGGGAUAUUUUUAAGUGUACCCUAUGUGGAUGUGAUCAUUGUAUUUAUAUUCAGUAAAUUUGGAUAGCAGUACAAUGCUGUGAAAGAUAGUUACAGAGGACAAACACUAACUGCACACUGCUGACAAAAAAAAAGCAUUGGCGAGGCAUUU
Molecule: messenger RNA, 671 nt
Organism: Vigna umbellata (rice bean)
Lineage: Eukaryota; Viridiplantae; Streptophyta; Magnoliopsida; Fabales; Fabaceae
Source: RefSeq, a predicted model, not a curated record